UUGCAACUUAGACCUAAUCUUCUUGCGGCGCAAGCCAAGCCUCGCCUCUCCUUCAGGAGGACUGGAGGAGAGGGGGAAGCCGAGGAGAGGACGGACACGGGCACCGCAAGCGAAGAGGGGAAGGCAGGGCAGGCUGCCAGGCAGCGCAUCGCCGCCGACUCGCCGAGCACGACACCCGCCUGGAUCCUCCCGCCCCGUGCGCCCCACCGGCCGCCACUCGCCUCUCGGUUCGCUCCCUUCCUUCCUGGAGCAUGGAGGAUUCCAACUUGAGAGGUUUGGUGGGUGAGGAAAUUGUCAUGGAGACAGGCAAGGCUGCAGGCAUUGGUUUAGCUGCUGGCAGUGUGUGGGGUGCACUAUUUUCUAUGCUGCACGAUGGGCCUCAGGUUGGCAGUAACAUCAAGUAUCCUCAGCUGAUCAGAACUGGCAAGGUGUGUGGGCAUUAUGCAGCUAACUUUGCAGUUAUUGGAGCUACAUAUGUUGGUGUCGAGCAGGCUCUUGAAAAGUACAGGAUGAAGAAGGACAUUUUCAAUGGUGUUGCUGCUGGUUUUGCUACUGGUGCUGCUAUGGGUUUCAGAGUUGGGAGCUCCCGGACAGCUGUCUUGUCAGGGUCUGCGCUCGCUUUGACUUCUGUACUGCUGGAUGUCACUGGAAUGAGAACUACUAAUGAAGAGAAAAAAGGCCACCACUAGCCAUCCUGAAUGGGAAGAGCAGCAUCUGUUUCAGAGUUCCUUUACUGCUACAGACAUGCUAGUAGACUAGUUUUUUGGUCAAUACCGAAGAGUUCCGUUUCCAUAUAAGCACGCAAUGUAGUCUGUUCAUAUUAAAGGUAGCAGAUAGACUUAGCAAUGGUCCUGAUCUAAAAUGUUUGGAAGUAAUUUUCACCAUUACUGCUGGUUGGUGCUCUGAAGUUCGAAUUGUAAAUCCAAGGCACUGGUUUGUCUGUCCAGGUAGCGUCGGGGUUGCCGAUUUCGAACUCUGCACUGCGAAUUGCCCUAUUUCACAAUUUAUGCAAGUGGUGGAUGGUUUCUUUCA
Messenger RNA from Setaria italica (foxtail millet), 1032 nucleotides. RefSeq names its product outer envelope pore protein 16-3, chloroplastic/mitochondrial. Lineage: Eukaryota; Viridiplantae; Streptophyta; Magnoliopsida; Poales; Poaceae. The transcript has 3 exons. Gene Ontology annotation, biological process: protein insertion into mitochondrial inner membrane. Gene Ontology annotation, molecular function: transmembrane protein transporter activity. The record is from RefSeq and is a predicted model, not a curated record. Gene Ontology annotation, cellular component: TIM22 mitochondrial import inner membrane insertion complex. Bases 252 to 689 code for a protein of 145 amino acids.